This is a messenger RNA of Dunckerocampus dactyliophorus (ringed pipefish), 981 nucleotides long. RefSeq lists its product as uncharacterized. Bases 1 to 612 code for a protein of 203 amino acids. The transcript is spliced from 4 exons. Lineage: Eukaryota; Metazoa; Chordata; Actinopteri; Syngnathiformes; Syngnathidae. The record is from RefSeq and is a predicted model, not a curated record.
AUGUCCACUAUGUGGCGCUCUUUUACUGCUGUCGGGAUGUUGGUGUGGCCCCGCCCUCUGUGGCUCCACCUGUGUGCAGGUGACUAUAAGAGUCUCUCACACAGACACACGCUCUGCAGAAGCAUGUGGUCUGCGCUCACAAUAUGGAUUGCAGCGUCGUCCAUCGCCGGCGUUGCAACGACAGCGGUCCCGGUGACAGUCAGCGUGGAGACGCGAACGACAGUUACCAUGGCAACCUCCCAGGACCCCAACAUCACUCAACAGUCCACGAUACUUCCUAUAACCACGGCAACCAACAGCACCCACGCUAACUUCACGUCUGCCAUGAUGACGUCAGCCGGCAGCUUGACCACAGCAGGUGGGACUGCCCAGACCCCACCCCAGGCUGGUGGCGUUCCUGCUUGGGGAAUUGCUCUGCUGGUUCUGGCUGCUGUGGUUCUGCUGCUUCUGCUCCUGCUGCUCAUUGGACUGCUGGUGUGGUGCUGCUGCACUAGGGGGCGCUACAAGCACCCGGAUGAUGUCCCCCUCUACACCACACACUCUCGAUUCUGGCACUCCAGCGUAGGCGCUUAUGAGGAUGUGGACAAGCCUGUCAAGAUGGCGGCCAAGUGAGCUUCAGCGAAGAGGCGGGGAAAAACCUUUUUUUUCAUUCUUCCUGAUUUGGACUGAUGGAUAAUCACUCGUGAAUGAAGAUCAAUACGUCAAAGGAAAAGGUGGAACGCCUUGGCCAGGAAUGCUGGAGGUCCAAGUCCAAGUAGUCCCAGUGGGCUCGGUGAAAUGAGUCAGACGAUCUGACGUCUUUGGUCUUUGUCUCCAUGACAACCUGCUCAUCAAUCAUCCCAAGAACAAAAUAAAGCACAUGUUAAUGGUGGGCCAAAAUACUGCAGGUUUUCUCUCCAACCAGUUUCUCCAGCAGGUGAUUUAAUUGAUGAGCUCCUUCCCUCAAACUGAAGGAGGUGUUGAUCAUUAAAAUCACCUGCU